CGAGGACCUGAAGAUGUGCAGUUAUCAACCACGAAACAGUACUUAGGUACUAGUAUCACAACACGAAGUAAAGGAAAGUGAUCGUACGGAUCCACAGGAGACACCUAGAGAGCCGUCACGUGCUUGCACCCUUCGGAUUUAAUCCCAUGUUAUGUUUCCACCUGAAAACAUAAGUAUCUGAGUGAUUAAGUAAACAAAAAUAUGCGGUUUCUUCUUUCGCGAUUUCUGAUACUCCUCCCCUUUGUGGACAGGGUCGCCGCUAUUCAGAAGUGCGAUGCGAACUGCGCAAGGUGUCGCGUAUUUGCACACGAAGUCAGCGGUUGCGAUCCCGAAAGGAAAAUACCGUGUCAGACGGGAUGUUAAGAUUGAUUCUGUGUGGUGAGUCCUUCAUGCUGUCUCCCUCCUGUUUGUUGAGUGUGAAACGUACUGUGCCCCUACUGGUGGCCAGAAAUUUUUUUUCUGAAAUCUCCAAAUCCCAAAAAAAAAAGAUUGCUGUGUACAACUACAAUGAAUCUGUUGCUUCCGUUUCCAGCGUUGGAAACGAACGAAUGAGACGACAAGGGAGUGUCAAUUUUCAUGUUCGUCCGUUUCCAGCAUUGGAAACGAACGAAUGAGACGUCUAUUUCAUCUGUCGCGCCCUCUAAGACUGGCACUGCAUGCAAUGUCGAGCGGGCUACGAACUCUGGUUUGACCGUUGCUUCGUGCCCUGUCCGACUGGGUAUUCAUCCUUUUUGUCUCCUGUUGGCAAUUUUUCCUAUCUCCCAGUGUAUGAACAACUACUUUCUGACCCACGUACAAGUCCCCUAAUUCAUAGCAGUGGCAGGGCUGCGACGCAUCAGACAGGGCCACAUCAGAUCAAUCUUCAAUUAUACCCAUUCUCCUCAUCAGGCAAUUCCGUUACGGCUACGAAUGCCAGAAAUGCACCAAAAAUUGUCUCCGAUGUACUGGUCCGCAUCCUCACGAGUGCAUUCAAUGUGCACCAACACAUGAAUUUGAUGCGCGAAAUCUAUGCGUGAAAAGAUGCGCCGAUGGGUAUUACCCAGCACUGGAAGACUACCAGACACAAGAGCUCGCUAUCUAUCCGAAUUUCGGAGAAGGCAGGAGCUUAUGGGGACUAGCUUACUACCACUGCUGCAUACGUUUAUUACUUGCAGAAAUCAUGAAGAUUUCUUCGUAGAUCAAGUGUUUGCAUUUUUCUGGUAGUACCAGCGAUUUCCUCUAAGAUGAGAAGCGCAGAUAGAUUUUGGUGGAUGCGGGUUGUGCCACCACACGUGUAAGACAUGUAGGAGUUGGAGCGCCAUCACUUGUACCUCAUGCGACGCAGAAUCGUACUUGAGUUAAGGGAUGUGUUUCAACUGGCACUUGUACUUACUUAUCUAGUUCUAAACUAAGUAUUUAUAUUAUAGUUUAUCCUGGCGAUCAGAAUCGAUUGUCGUCUGAAGGUGCAUUUUUUUGUUGUUCAUUGAUGAAAAUGUUCAUAAAGUCAACUGCAGGCUGGUGCUUGCGAUGUGAGUUUCAAAUACUCUAGGACCAUCCAAGCCAGUCUAAGUCACGCAAAACUUCUGGGCUGCGAAUGCUGGCACUACAAGAGGAAGUCCAGGAACAGGAGAAUGCGUGCCGAUUUCGGCUAGAGGGUAUCGAUUUCCAAAAUCUGAGUACGUUCAUCAUAUCAAAGCGGAUUUCAUAAAGAUGAAGAUAUAGAUACUUUUUAUUGCUUGAAAACUAAUGAAUUUCGACUUGUUUCUAAUAUCAGCUUCUUGUACCACGAAGACGAUCAAUUUUUAUUUUGACUUCUCCCACGUCAGGUUCUACUACAAAAAGCCGGAAGAUUCUCGACAAUAUGAAUGUCCACCUGGUACUUUGCGGUGUGAGUCGGCUUGGCGAGCAUUCGAGUGUGAUCUGACAUUAAGGCUUGGAGGACUUUUGUGAAGAUAGUGUGCAACACCAGACGAUGAUUCAGAUUGACGAGUUCUGGUUCACAGACACGUUGAUUCAUUUUUUUUUCCACGACCGACCACAAGCACAAGAUAACUAUGAUCAUCGUUGUACGUAAAAGUACUAAUCUAUAUAUAUUCAUCGACGCAAGAAGAACCCCCUCUCUCUUGUUCAACAACAACACCUCUAAUGACAAGCCACAAUUACGAACCAGUUGUGCAGAAGUGCUUCACAAAGCCCCUAUUGGAUCAAGCGGAGAUUACAGCCGAGUCUUACCUUGGCGAUGCAGUGAACAAUCCUGGAGCGCCCUCUUGGUCCUCGGUUUCCACCGUUGCUCUUGUUAAGGCUGGUGGUCGUGGUGAAAUAUAUACACCGCUUCCUUUUUUCUAACUUCCCUAGGUAGGUUUGCUCCACCACAUAUAUUCCACCACAUAUAAAUAUAUUACCACCUUUGCUCUUGUUAAGGCAAAGGUGGUAAGGUCGUGGACAGGACGACGAUAGCGCCGGCGCUUAAUUAGUUUUAGCAGAUAGGAGGAUACCUGACGAUAAUUACCCUUUUCUCUUUUCUAUCUUCCUCUGGGCUUUCUUUUUUCUAGCUAGGUCGGCUCCGCCACAAAUCUACUGUGAGGGCUCACUAUCAUGCGCCUACUUUGUUACUUUCGUGUAGUGGGAGAGGAGUCCUUCAACGGUCGUACCCCUAAGGAGAGAAGCUAGAUUAAAUAUUGUAAAGAUUUGCACUGUUCUCUACUCCGCUUCAAAGCUUCUUGUAAAGAUACGCAUUUGACUCUUUCUAAUUCCGAAGGUCUUGGAGUUCAGACAGCGGCGGCGCAGCAAUCCGCAGCAGCGUCUUUGCUGCGACAUAUGAUGGAAGUGCGAGAAGCGAAGAAAGGACCACAAACUGUUAAGGCAAUGAGAAUGAUGAAAAUGCCCAUUAGUUUGUAAGAUCUGGACUAGUACCAAGAAUCAAUCUCUGUGAUGAUUGUCCCAGUAAAUUGUGACUUCAAAGAUUAAGAUAAAUUUGAUUUCCGUCUACCUAGUGCUAGUCAAGUUGAUCUUGCUUUGGUAAUGCAAUUUUUUUCCCGCAGCUAUCAAUCUAAGCAACCUCCGACUUCUCCAGCAGCUACUUCUUCUGUAACGAACCACGAUAAGCAAGCGGGAUCGAGUGAUACGACAAUACCUGCGCCCCCACGGUCACUUGACGUGCCGCCACCAAGCGGUGAGAGGGCAGACCAAACAGAAAAGAAACAAUCGGUUUCACAUGGGGAAUCGAGGAUAGACCAACCUGCUGCCAAAAGGGUCGAUAGUGAAAAGAAAGCUAAGAGGAGAUCUUGCGUUUUCUCAUGAAGAAGAUAGUCGACGAAACUUUAUCUUCCAUGACGAUCGCUAGAGAUUCUGAUUGACAAAGGAAGCUGGAUACUUGAUAGGUCCUUAAGUACUUGAGUUAAGAAUUUCGUGGGGAUUUCUCUCCUCCGAUAUGGAUAUAAAAUUCGAUUCAUUCGACCUUGUAGUGAAAAUCAAAAGUCUUUUCAAAACUAGACUACAUCACCACGACAGCACUUGCACUUCUUCUAACCCAUCCGACUCUACUGGUCUCGAGACGUGGGAAGACUUGCACACGUAUGUAGCGCCAAACUCCAUGUUAGAGAAACGGCUUCUAACAGGAGAAGAAGGUAAACAAAUAUCCGACCUUCUAGGUGGUGAAGAAGGCCGAUCGACAGAAAAUCUAGCUCGUGCAGGCAGACGGAGAGGGCGAACAGCACGUGCUGAACAUGAGAAAUUAUGCUGAACAUGAACCGGGUGUUUCGGGUAGUGCUGGCUUGGACAGAUUUGAUGUUAUACUAUGAUAUAUUUUUCAUUUUUCCUGAUCAUGGUCGUUUCCCUCUAAAAACUAGAGCAAGUAGAAGCGAUAAAACACAUUCUAAAUCAAGCACAAGACGCAAUGAGCACUGGUGAAGGGAAGGAGAGAGCGGAACGAGAAAAAGCCAACUACGAGGACAACAUCGAGCGCGCAGCAUUAGACGGACCUCACAUUAUGCUGCAAGGAUAGUGGAAACUCAUCAAACUUUGCUCAAUACAAAAAUCAAUGCCAUGCUUUGUUUUCUCAACGAAAAAACUGAUCAUGAGAAGCUACACUUAGUUUCACUUUCGACCAAAGUCGUGUGGUCAACAUUGAUUAUAUCUUGUAAUUACUGCCUACGAAUGCAUCAGCAAUCCACACUUACUUACUAGAAAGAACAAAGUGCUGUCGUAUGUCCUUCCUCGUCCCGCCUUCCUCCCUACCCAGAUGAUAACUACAAGCAUCCAUUCUUCUAGUACGUCUUCUAAUCAUGGAGCGACCCAGAGAACGCCGAAUCGACGGAAGGAGAUGAACCGGUAUAAAGGCAAGAGGACGCGACAAGAGGUAAUGGAGGCGGACAAGGGUUAUUGGGGUGCAAGAGGACCACGAGAACAAUAACCGUUGUUCUUCUUGAAGAGUGCGGGAGGUCUCUACUUCUUGUGCUUACACUACGUCAACAGAAUCAGGUGAACAUGAAGAUCGUCUAGAAAUGAUAAGACGCAACAUGAAUGCAUCUGGUCAAGAAUGCGCAGACUCUCAUAGCUCACAAAGAAGUUUCCAAGUCCAAUCCCUAAUGAAUGAAAAUCCUCUAAUGUAGCUUCUUAUUCGAGGUCGAGUUGUUCCCUUUUGCG
This is a messenger RNA of Amoebophrya sp. A25, 4623 nucleotides long. NCBI's taxonomy places the organism in Eukaryota, Dinophyceae, Syndiniales, Amoebophryaceae. The record is from the annotation of a GenBank genome assembly.